AUGGGCCCGAACGAGAUCGCGCCCUGCGUCGCCAGCAAGCGCCUCGCCCCCGGCGAGUCCUUCGACCUCAAGGAGAGUCUGUCGCCCGACGGGGGGGGUCUUCGUCCGAGCCUGCAGAUAUCGCUUCACGGUGGGAGGCAUUUCUUUGGGGCUUACCGCGCCGUUUCUCGGUGCCCGCAAGACAUGACGAUGUCGUGUCCCGAGAUCCGUCUCCUGGGCUCGCAAGAUUGCAGGAACGCGGACUUCGUUGUCAAUGGGAACCGUGAUUUCAAGAGGGAUGGAUUUGGAAGCUGUCUCAUUUUCAAUGACGAUGGAGUCAAGACAGUCAAGCGCCGCUCGGAGAGACAGGGGACAUCAUCAAUCAUCAGCGGCAUGGGAUCCUCUGAUGGACUGCAACUUAUAUUAAAACCUCAUGUCUGGAACCAAAAGAAUCGGUAUUUGGCGACUGGAUUCCGUCUCCAAAUUUAUUCUCCCGGAGCAGAAUACGAAACUAUAUUUGGAAAGGAAUAUGAGGUAAACUUGGGAACGAUUUCUCACGUCACUCCCAAGAAGCUGGUAUUGCAGCGACUUCCUCCAGACGAAGGUGGAGAUUGUGCUCCAGCUUCCUACCUCGAAAAGCGGUUUGACCUCAACAUGUUCAAUCUUAAAACCAAAUAUGAAUACACCAACCAGGGUCUGGGUCGUUUUGCGUAUACGGACUCCUCUCGCUUCAGAAAGACAAUCUGGCUUCUCGUCUUCAUUACCGCAUCGUGUUACAUGACCCACGGGAUCAUCGGAGUCUUCACGGCGUUCAUGUCUGGUGCAGUGACUACCUCGACUCAGAGGGAUGGGUUUGGAAGCUGUCUCAUUUUCAAUGACGAUGGAGUCAAGACAGUCAAGCGCCUCUCGGAGAGACAGGGGACAUCAUCAAUCAUCAGCGGCAUGGGAUCCUCUGAUGGACUGCAACUUAUAUUGAAACCUCAUGUCUGGAACCAAAAGAAUCGGUAUUUGGCGACUGGAUUCCGUCUCCAAAUUCAUUCUCCUGGAGCAGAAUACGAAACUAUAUUUGGAAAGGAAUAUGAGGUAAACUUGGGAACGAUUUCUCACGUCACUCCCAAGAAGCUGGUAUUGCAGCGACUUCCUCCAGACGAAGGUGGAGAUUGUGCUCCAGCUUCCUACCUCGAAAAGCGGUUUGACCUCAACAUGUUCAAUCUUAAAACCAAAUAUGAAUACACCAACCAGGUGAGGAAGGCUCCAUAG
Messenger RNA from Darwinula stevensoni, 1239 nucleotides. The record is from the annotation of a GenBank genome assembly. NCBI's taxonomy places the organism in Eukaryota, Metazoa, Arthropoda, Ostracoda, Podocopida, Darwinulidae.